AUGGCCGAUUGGGAUUCUGGACGUGCUUUGAGUAUGGGGGCCGACAACGUCAUCAGGCUGUGGGAUCUGAGUAGCGGCGAAAGCAUCCAGCACAUCGGUGGAGGUGAUUCUCUGCAGACCGUACAGGUCAACUGGACAUCUGGGCAGGCUUUGACUGCGCAUGGGCGUGGUGACAUGAAGCUGUGGGACCUCGCCUCCGGCAAGGUAGUCAAGCAUAUCUCGUCACCCGUCUCCAGCGCCACUCUUUGUAUGAUAGUUGACUGGCCUUCCGAGCGUGUCCUUAGUACUCUAUCCGAUGGUGCGCUCCAGGUCUGGGAUUUGCAGCAGGGCAGAGUAAUCCAGGAAUGGUAUGGCCACGGCGAGCCUGUGUCAUGCCUGACUGCGAAUUGGGAGAAGAAUUAUGCUAUGACCGCCGCUUAUGACAAAACUGUCAGGCUUUGGGACAUCCUCAGCGAGGUCAUUACCGAAUUCCAGGGCCACCGCCUGCCGCUCAUGGGCGUGCACGUGAACUGGGACAGCCAGCGUGCCCUCAGCCUGGGUGGCGACAACGCGCUGCGGUUCUGGGACCUGGAGUCUGGCGACUCGCUUCGCGUGCUGGAGGGGCACAUCGGUGCGGUGUCUUGCGCAGCAGUGAGGUGGGAGUGA
This is a messenger RNA of Prorocentrum cordatum, 645 nucleotides long. The record is from the annotation of a GenBank genome assembly. NCBI's taxonomy places the organism in Eukaryota, Dinophyceae, Prorocentrales, Prorocentraceae.